This is a messenger RNA of Wyeomyia smithii (pitcher-plant mosquito), 1788 nucleotides long. RefSeq lists its product as uncharacterized. The transcript has 3 exons. NCBI's taxonomy places the organism in Eukaryota, Metazoa, Arthropoda, Insecta, Diptera, Culicidae. The coding region runs from base 1 to 1788 and encodes 595 amino acids. The record is from RefSeq and is a predicted model, not a curated record.
AUGUAUUGCAACUUUAUACAAGAGUAUAUUGAUCUCGGUUAUGCAAAAAUAUUAAAAACUGAUGAGAUAGGAAUUGAUGGUGCGUAUUACAUGCCACACUAUGGCGUCUUUAAGCCUGAUAGUUCGUCAACGAAAUUGAGAGUGGUCUUCAACGCGUCCGCUAAAACAACGACGAACUUAUCGCUGAACGAUGUUCUAAUGGAUGCUCCUAUCGUCCAGAGUCCAUUAUUCGACAUCAUUGUACGUUGGAGAAUGCCAAAGUAUGCAUUCACUGCGGAUACCAGGCAGAUGUACAAACAGGUUUUGAUGCACCCUGCUCAUACGAAAUACUUGAGAUGCCUGUUUCGGGAUGACAGAACGCAACCCAUAAUGGAUCUGGAGUUGCUCCGAGUGACGUAUGGCGUUGGCCCUGCUGGAUUCCUGGCCACACGAUCGUUGAUACAACUAGCUAAAGAUGAACAGAACGAUUUCCCGAAAGCCUGCGAAGUGGUUUUGAAGUCGUUUUAUGUCGAUGAUGUGCUAACCGGAGCUGAUACGCUAGAAGAGGCGCAGAAGCUUCGUAAGGAUUUACUACUGCUACUAGGAAGAGGUGGUUUCAAGCUGCACAAAUGGUGCGCGAACGAAGCAGCCAUCCUGGAAGGAGUGCCAUUGGAGGAUCGAGAGAAGCAAAUGUGUUUCGAAAAAGGUGGUGUGAUAAAAACUCUCGGGGUGCUGUGGGACCCAGCGAAUGAUGUCUUUAUGUAUCGAGUGAAACCUAUGAAUGACUGUUCGUUACCUCAAACCAAGAGGCACGUGCUCUCCGAAAUUGCCAGACUCUUUGACCCUCUCGGUGUGUUGGGUCCGACAAUAGUGUUGGCUGAAAUAAUAAUGCAGAUGUUAUGGUUGAAGAAAAUCGAUUGGGACGAGUCGAUUCCUAUUAUACCUCGUCGUGUCACCGUUAAUAAUACUGCGGUUUACGAGAUACACGGAUUCUCGGAUGCGUCUCGUUCCGCUUACGGUUGCUGUGUGUACUUGCGUUGCAUUACCGAAGAUGGCAUCAUUGAAGUGAAGUUACUGUGUGGCAAGUCACGAGUCGCACCAUUGAAGGAGUUGAACCGUGAGGAGAAAGAGGGAGCGCCGCUGGAAGCGUUAACCAUGCCAAGAUUAGAGCAACGUGCAGCAGCGCUGUUAGCAGACCAAGUAAAAAAAGUGCGCGAAAUCCUAGGUUCUAACAUUUCCCGUGUCAUACUGAGGUCCGACUCGACUAUUGUGUUGAGUUGGAUUAAAAGUUCGAAACCGAACCUACCGGUGUUUGUCCGUAAUCGAAUCGCGGAAAUUCGUAAACUGAGUUGUGAUGCCGAAUGGCUACACGUAGGAACGAAAGAGAAUCCGGCAGACUUAGUGUCCAGAGGGGUGCUCCCCAUUGAACUGAUGAAAAGUGACUUGUGGUGGAACGGACCAAAGUUCCUUCGUGCGAGUAUAACUGAAGAAACUUUACAAGGAAAGACCAAAAGCUUGAGUGAGGAAGUGAUUACAGUGACAGCGAUAACUGUGCCCGAAGCUGAGUUGUAUAAGAACGUUUUGAGAGGUGAGCCAGUGAACGGUAAAAUACGAAAUUUGAACCCUAUCUAUGAUCCGAUUAAACGGUUGCUACGAGUAGGCGGUCGACUCAAGAAUGCUAUACUACCGUUGGACCAGAAGCAUCCGCUAAUACUACCGGAGAAAAACAGGUUCACUGAUUCUAUUAUUGAGGCUAUUCGCCGCGAAGAGCUGCACGUUGGUCCGAAUGGUUUAUUGGCCAAAAUUUGA